This is a messenger RNA of Pipistrellus nathusii (Nathusius's pipistrelle), 1003 nucleotides long. Lineage: Eukaryota; Metazoa; Chordata; Mammalia; Chiroptera; Vespertilionidae. The record is from the annotation of a GenBank genome assembly.
AUGGAUCUGAUCAACUCUUCUGAUUACCAGGUCACUGUCUCUACAUUAGUAAGAAAUGGCACUCACUUCCCAGCUCCUGCCACAAAAACUUUCAUUGUCCUUUCUUUGUUAUUUGCAUCGAUAAUUGGCAUUAUCAGCAAUGCUCUCUAUCUGUGGGUACUGAAAUUCAAGAUGAAAAGGACUGUCAAUACUCUUUUAUAUUUUCAUCUCAUUCUCUCAUAUUUUAUUGCAACAUUAAUUGUGCCAUUUAUAACCAUCUCCUACCUUUGGGACAAUCACUGGAUCUUUGGAACUGCCAUGUGCAAGGUCUUCAACAGCAUUUUAUACAUGGGAAUAUUCGCCUCCAGUUUCUUCCUCUCAGCCAUCAGUGUUGACCGUUACCUUUUCACUCUUCACCCCGUGUGGUCACAGCUGCACCGAACCCCACGCUGGGCUUCCAGCAUAAUCCUGGUAGUCUGGAUCUCUGCCAUUGUCCUAGGCACGCCCUAUUUGGUUUUCAGGGAGACAUAUGAUGACCAUGAAGGAAGGGUGACCUGCCAGAAUAGCUAUGAGGUGUCCACUGACUGGGAAAGCGAAAAGACGCAAACAUUUAAAAAAUGGAUUCAUGUGGGAUGUUUCACCAGCCGCUUCUUGCUAGGCUUCCUUCUGCCUUUCUUGAUCAUCACCUUUUGCUACGGAAGAAUAGCCAACAAUAUGAAAAAGAGGGGUCUGUUUAAAUCCAACAAGCCUUUCAAAGUCAUGAUGACUGCCAUCAUCUCUUUCUUUGUGUGUUGGAUGCCCUACUAUGUGUAUCAGGGCUUACUUCUCACUAAGAUCCAACCUCUACUUUUACAGUUGGCUCUGUUACUUGCAGUAAUUACCACUUCUUUCAAUGCUGUCUUUUCUCCCCUACUCUACCUGUUUAUAGGGGAGAACUUCAAAAAGGUUUUCAAGAAAUCCAUUCUUGCUCUGUUUGAGUCAACGUUCAGUGAGGAUUAUUCUCCAGAAAGAACACAAAACCUAA